Trematomus bernacchii (emerald rockcod) is the source of this 3756-nucleotide messenger RNA. RefSeq names its product RING finger protein 150-like. Lineage: Eukaryota; Metazoa; Chordata; Actinopteri; Perciformes; Nototheniidae. The transcript has 7 exons. The record is from RefSeq and is a predicted model, not a curated record. The coding region runs from base 1 to 1287 and encodes 428 amino acids.
AUGGCACCGUCCCUCAUCCAAUGUUGCCGCAGUCUGGCUCUCUCGACGUGGCUGCUGUCGUUUUGUUUCGUGCACUUGCUGUGCUUGGACUUUACGGUUGCAGAGAAAGAGGAGUGGUACACCGCUUUUGUCAACAUCACCUAUCUGGACCCCGUCACUUCCGAGGUCAGGACGGAGAAAACCGAGUGCGGAAGGUAUGGUGAGCAGUCGCCCAAGAAAGAAGCCAGAGGUCUGGUCCUGGUUCCGUCCAGCCUGCAGGACAGGCAGGCGUGCGACCCCAGCCUCAGGUUCCCCCCUAUCCCCGCUAACACCGCCUGGGUGGCUCUGGUGGCUGAUGGGAACUGUUCCUACCGAGAGAAGAUCUGUAACGUUGCAAACUACAACGCCUCUGCAGUUGUCAUAUACAAUGUGGGCUCCACCAAUGCCAACGACACCAUAACAAUGCCCCAUCCAGGUACGGGUGAAGUUGUGGCCAUCAUGAUCCCAGAGCCUAAAGGCCGUGAGAUUGCUGCCUUGCUGGAGCAGCAGAUCAGGGUCACGCUGUCCAUCUCCAUAGGAACCCGCAACCUGCACAAGUAUGUGAGCAGAACGUCGGUGGUGUUUGUCUCCAUCUCCUUCAUCGUGCUCAUGAUCAUCUCCCUCGCCUGGCUCGUCUUCUACUACAUCCAGAGGUUCCGCUACGCUAACGCACGAGACCGCAACCAGAGACGUUUGGGAGAUGCUGCCAAAAAGGCCAUCAGUAAGCUGCAAGUACGCACCAUAAAGAAAGGAGACAAGGAGACUGAGUCAGACUUUGACAACUGUGCAGUUUGCAUUGAAGGUUAUAAGCCUAAUGAUGUUCUGCGGGUAUUACCAUGCAGGCAUGUUUUCCAUAAGCACUGUGUAGACCCGUGGCUACAAGACCACCGGACAUGUCCCAUGUGUAAAAUGAACAUCCUUAAAGCCUUGGGAAUCCUGCUCAACGCAGACUGCACAGAUGACGUUCCUCCAGACUAUGAGACAUCUGUCGGGGGUCCGCCCACCAACGCCAUCAGUGGGGAGAGUGACAUCACGUUUAACGAGAGCUCGGUGGAUCUGGAUCCAGCCGACGGGGAGAUCGGCUUCCAGCAGCUCCACCCUGAUGAAGAGACAGAGCCUCAGGCAGCGGAAAGCCACAUCAUCACCGGCCGUGGGCACCAGGGUCCGAUCAGCAGUGACUCAGACUCGUCUUUCACGACAGGUGUGGAGGUAGACAUGUCUGAAGUACACCUGUCCACGGAGCAUGAAUGUGAUCUGGCCAAAUCCUGAAAAACGCACAAAUCACCAGGACAAAGUGAUCAGGGGCCCGUCAGAGAUUCGCCACCUCUCGGGCCCCUAGAGGACUUCUCAGAUGAUGAGCCCUACAAAAUAGCAGCACAAAAACACCCAUUUCUGUCUUUAUUGACCAUGAAAAAACAAUAUUUGUCCCUGCAUCUGUGGACGUGUUGCUUGCUAGUUUUCUAGCAGUAACCACUCACUGUUUUGUUGGUUUGACUGCCAUGACGACCAGACAGCCAAUCACAGCUCUCCCAUUGUGGUGCCCCAACAUUUUCACAUCCUUAAACCAAGCAUCUGAAAUACACUUAAAACAAGUGCUGAUAUUUUGAACCACAGUGCUGAGUUGACCAGUACUGAGAAGUUCAAAUGUGUUUCUCUUCAUUCCUUCAACCUGCACAGGAGCAUCCAGGACUACUUAAUGCAAGAUAGCAGUUUUAAUUAUUAUAAGAAGUGUGUGCAGAUUGUUUGAUUUCUUUGGUAUGGGAUCACUGCCAAAAUAUUCCAGAAGUAAAUGUUACUGAUGUAAUCAAUAUGGAGCAUAUAGGGUCUAAUUUAUUCCCAAACACUCUAUGUGAUUUUCAACCAGAUUUCAACCACAGACUUAGGUACAUGUUUUCAUCCCUAAAAAAAUAACUUAAAGCAUGGGUCUUUAAGUUCAGUGGUCAUUGGACAUUUCAGAAGUUGGAAUAUGUAUGCACAUGUUAAGCUGUAAUUUCUAAACUGUUUCUGUUUCUAUUUGUGUAAGACUUUCAUUUACGUCUCCUAUUUAACCAACUGCAUAUUCCUGCUGUUGAGAGGAAAUCAACAAACACAUGGUAGAUGUUUCUGUCCUCACAUUUGACAAUCGUAGCUUGCCACAAGCAGUUUGAAGUGAUGUCACCCACUGCCCUACUGAAACUGCUGCUGAUUCACACGUUAUCACAACACAUGAUGACGGUGACCUCUCCCUGCUGUCUGUCAGGAGGGAAGCUGUGUUCACACUGCUGCUAAAUACAGCUGCCGGUACUGUUGCCACUACCAAACUCCUGGCAGUGUGCUGAUAUGUUAGACAAACUUCCUACACUUGUGAAACCAGCCAAUAUAAAUAUGUCAACAAGUCUUUGUGCCAAGAUUAUAGUAAAUUGUUGUUAUUUCCCUGGCUGUGAAACAGAUUGGAAUAGGAUCAUGAUAUGAAACUUAAGAAAUAACUUCGUAACUUUUGUUGAGUUAAAGGAGAGACUGGUUUGGUGAAAAGGAUGAAGCUAUGCAUUACCCGACAGAUCAAAUGCAUUUCGGUGCAUGUUCAGGGUUUUCAUAUAUACAUGUAAAGCUCCAAGCAUGGGAUUGUUUAUGGCAUGAAAAGAUAACAGCAUGAAAAUGUUAGCUGAGAAGUUUCGUUGGGAGUAGGUCCACACUAUACCAGCUAAUUCUGCAGCCACAGCAAAUAUCUGCACUCAAAACCUCCUGAAUAGGAAAUUGGUCAGCACACAAGAAAACUGCAUCACACUGCAGGACCUCAGUUGGUUAAACUCCUGUUUUGUGCUGAGAAAUGUAUAAACAAAAAUACAGGUUAGUGAGAACAGAUAUGGUAAUUGCUAUAUUGACAUAUAAAAAAAGUAGCUUGUUUUAAAUCUUGCUGGCUGAGUGUGGACGUAAACUUAAACUCCUAUGGCUCUGGGGACUGUUACUUCACACUCACCUUUACCGUUUCUGGUAAUAUUCAUUCUCCUACUAUUACUUUUGUUGUUCUGUAGUCAUCCUGUAUAUCACCUUCUUAGUAUUCAGUAAUUGAACAAGGUCAGUAGGAUCUAAUUGUCGGUUGGAUCUGUUUCCUCUCACAUUCCUGCACUCUGAAAAGCACAGGUAUGACUGAGUCCGUGUAGCCAGUGGAGUUUAACGUUGUUGUUUUUUUACUUCAAGUCAUUGUUUCCAUUACUGUAUGUCCUACAGCCACCUGGGACACUGUUACAUAACAAGCACAUCUCCUGUUCCCCCGUUUGAAGGAUUAUUGAAUGUAUGGCCAAAUGUUUUAGUGCUCCAUGAAGGCUUUCUUUUUAUAAGUGCACAUUUGAAUUCUUUAUUCCUUUAAAUGUUUUGUUAGACUUUAUGCUCUUGGUUCUAGACGUUUAUACCCAUCGACAGAUUUUCCUAGAUAAGAGGUUAAAAUAUGUAGUUUCUUACAGCAGUGAUUCACUGUGAAGUACUGCCUGCAGGAAGCAUUUAUGAAUGUACAUUUUCAUACACUAUAUCUUAUAAACAAUGCGGUUGGUUUGACAGAAAGCUCUUUUUAUGUUUAGAUAUAUAUAUAUUUUACUUUGAGGAUAUGAAGGAGGUGGAUGGUUGUGGUUCUUGCCAGCACGUCUGAGAUACAGAUGUUUAAGUCUCAGCCGGCCUAAUCUAGACCUUUUAAGCCUCUAUAUUUCACAUCAUGGAUAAUGAGACGGCACAAUACAUACGAUUACUCAGAAGCACUUUCAGAUA